Molecule: messenger RNA, 915 nt
Organism: Caenorhabditis remanei
Lineage: Eukaryota; Metazoa; Nematoda; Chromadorea; Rhabditida; Rhabditidae
Exons: 7
Coding region: 1-915 (304 amino acids)
Cellular component (GO): Golgi apparatus
Molecular function (GO): antiporter activity
Source: RefSeq, a predicted model, not a curated record
AUGAUAACAUUUGUUUUCGCUACCGUAUUCUGUUCGUUGAUGGCUAAAAUCAUGGUGACUCGAUACUUUUUCGAUUAUCCAGUUGUUAUUUUGAUGAUGCAAUCAGCUGCAACUCUCUUUGUUAUUGAAGUUGCCAGAGUUCUCGGAAUCUUGAAGGUUGCUCCAUACUGUUUCGAGAAGGGACGUCAUAUUGUGAUUCCUUCAAUACUUUAUACUAUUUCUCAAUGGAUUACUGUAGCUUCAUUCGAAGGAAUCGCUAUGCCUAACUUUGAUUCAGUGAAGAGAUUCACUCCAAUUCUGAUUCUCAUUGGUUUGGCUGCUCGUUGUCGACAACAAAAAGUAGAUCAAAAUAGAACAUUUAUCAUAAUUGGACUGUCGAUUGCUUCUGCAUUUGCAGUAAAUCUUGACUUUUCAAUCGACAGAUAUUCAUUGAUGUACGGAAUGGUUGGAGCAGUUUUACAAGCAGCCGCACUUAUUCUUUUCGAAGAACAUCUUCAAACUUAUAAUUACACAGAAGUUCUCUACAUGCAUUCAUUUAACUCUCUCGUUUUCUAUCUCCUCGCUGAUAUGGUUCGAGACGAACUUCGUGACGCUUUUAUGUAUAUGAUCACGUCUGCUCAUCCACUUUUCAUUAUUGUCUUCGCCAUCUCAAUGCUCUCCGGAGUCCUUUUUCAUUUCACUGCUUUCUCUUGUCUCGAGAAAAAUGGAUCAUUGAACAUGCAAAUUGUUUCAAAUAUCCGUGCAGUUGCUGAGACUUUCUUCGCUUAUUAUCUUUCGAUUUAUCUCUUUUAUGAUGUUUAUCCAGGAGUCUUGAAUUGGGCAUUCCUUGCUAUAACAUUGGCUGCUGCCAGAGCUCUUUACAGUCGAGACAGUGAACCAGAGAUUGUGAAAGGACCAUGGAUGACAAAGGCUUAA